AUGUCUCUCAGUCCACCUCAGACAUCCACUCCCUUGGAUGACUCAAGAGGAAGAGGGGAUGUGAAUGAUACCAAACCAUCUUCAACACUUUUACUUCUUCCUCCUUCACCGACUAGUUCAAAUUCAUCUUUGACAUCCGAUGAAACGUCUUUUGACCAUCUAGCCUUAGCUCUGAAUUCGACUUCGGACAGUAGAGUCAAGGUUACUGGUACUCGUGAUCACUAUGAUGGUGAUAACCUGUCAAAUGCACCUAUACUGGGUUUAAGGGAUUUAGUUAAAAUGCGUAAAGCUGAAAAAAUAAAAUCGAAUUUACCGAUAUCACCUCCUCCUACGGCUACUAUAAUAGAGGAUCGAACUGUUCAUGUACAAGAUCAAAAUCCACCUGGAUAUCCUGGUACUAUUACUGGUACAAAUACGUUGAAGCGAAAUGAGGUAUUCGCUAAACAAGUUGUGAUUAGAGGUUGGAAGAUUGUGGGUGGGAAUGAUUGGAAAGAUGUUGGUAAAUUAGGUGCUUAUGUAGUAUACGACAUCGAUAUCGGUUUAAUGAAUGGAGGAAACAUUAAUAUACUAAGACGAUAUACGGAUUUUGUCAAUCUUCGAAAUGAACUAAAAAUCACAUAUCCAUCUCUCAAGGAUGCUAUACCACAGUUACCAGGUAAAGCGCAUUUUGCCAGAUUUUCACGUGCAUUUCUGGAACAACGUCAACCGCGAUUACAAAGAUUCCUACGAGCAGUGGUGCUGCAUCCUGAGAUGGGAAGAGGAGGUGACAACUCCAUAGUGGGUGAUUGGGUGAUGGGAAAUAGCCGAUAA
Messenger RNA from Kwoniella shivajii, 810 nucleotides. RefSeq lists its product as uncharacterized. Gene Ontology annotation, biological process: autophagy of mitochondrion; protein transport; reticulophagy. The transcript has 6 exons. The record is from RefSeq and is a predicted model, not a curated record. The coding region runs from base 1 to 810 and encodes 269 amino acids. NCBI's taxonomy places the organism in Eukaryota, Fungi, Basidiomycota, Tremellomycetes, Tremellales, Cryptococcaceae. Gene Ontology annotation, molecular function: phosphatidylinositol-3-phosphate binding. Gene Ontology annotation, cellular component: phagophore assembly site; early endosome.